Messenger RNA from Symbiodinium sp. CCMP2592, 156 nucleotides. NCBI's taxonomy places the organism in Eukaryota, Dinophyceae, Suessiales, Symbiodiniaceae. The record is from the annotation of a GenBank genome assembly.
AUGUACAACGACCUCGACGAGUACGCUCUGGACAGCUUGCACAACAACCUCGAUGUGUACAUUCUGGACUACCUGUACAACAACCUCGACGAGUGCGAGUACAUCGUGCCCUCUGGGGGACUCAGGAGAUACCCGGAUCACAACAUCCUGGACACU